Messenger RNA from Cornus florida, 303 nucleotides. Its product is annotated as disease resistance protein RPS5-like. Bases 1 to 303 code for a protein of 100 amino acids. The transcript is spliced from 2 exons. NCBI's taxonomy places the organism in Eukaryota, Viridiplantae, Streptophyta, Magnoliopsida, Cornales, Cornaceae. Gene Ontology annotation, molecular function: ADP binding. The record is from RefSeq and is a predicted model, not a curated record.
AUGGCCGUUGUUUCUCAAACUCCAAGUGUGACCAAGAUCCAAAAGGAAAUCGCAGACAUGCUAGGCAAUAAGCUAGACAACAAGCUAGACAACGAUGUCAGUGCGGUGGGUGUUCCUUUUAGAGAGGAUAAUAUAGGUUGCAAAGUUGUGUUAACCAGUCGAAGUGUGGUUUGCAAUCAAAUGGGAGUUCAAAAGAUUGUUCAUGUCAAUGUGUUGCCGAAACCAGAAGCAUGGGUCCUUUUCACAGAGAUGGCCAGUGAAGCAGUCGAUUGCAGUGAUUUGAAUCCAUUGCAAGAGAGGUAG